GGCGCAGGACCAGUUUCGGACCCGUGAGGGGCGCUGAGACCGGAAGUUCAAAUUUUCGCGGCGGUGGUUGAGACGCAGAAAACACCCGCGAGAAGUUGAUGUGCCGAUGAAGCUGAGAUUCAAACCCGGAUCCACCUGACUCCAAAGCCUUUAUUGUCAGCGGCUCUGAACUCUUUUAUGGUCACAAACGCCUUUGAGAAUGAGUGAUGGCUUUCCCUGCAGGCCUAAAACCCAGGAUGAACUUGUGUCCAUCCCAGAGAUUGCUGCCGAGUCCCGAGGUGCCCUGUGCGUCACCAGCUUGACCCCCCUCGGCCUCUCACUCUGCCAUCGCCUGCAGCGGGCCUGGACCGUCCCCGAGGAGGAAAAUUAGUUCUUUGAAGAGAAAGUGGUUCCUUACUGCAGGCACUGGCCUCUGCAGGAGUCGGCGAUGGAGGAGAAUGUCUGGUCCAGGUGAUCAGAACCGAGCCAGUUUUGUGACGGCUUUGUGGUUAGGUCCAGCAUGCCUCCUCCCAGAACAAGGGAGGACGGGGACCACCGGGACCGGCACCGGGCUCCCCGUGAGGAGGAGGCUCCAGAGAAAUGGGACUGGAAUUGUCCAGAGACCCGGCAUCUGUUCGAGGACGCCUUCUUCCGCGACGAGGACUACGUCCGCCAGGGCUCCGAGGAGUGCCAGAAGUUCUGGACCUUCUUUGAACGCUUACAGAGGUUCCAGCAUCUCAAGGCCACCAGGAAGGAGCACCGGGACCCCGGGCAUCCCAAGCACAGCGUCCCAGCGCUGGCCGACCUACCUGCUGCUUACGACCCGCGCUACCGCAUCAACCUCUCGGUCCUUGGCCCCGACAUGCGGGGCUCUCGGAGGCUGGGCAGGCACCUGCCCCCGGAGAGGGUGUCCGAGUUCCGCCAAGCCCUGUUGCACUACCUGGACUUUGUGCAGAAGCAGGCGUUCGGGAGGCUGGCCAAACUGCAGCGGGAGCGGGCGGCGCUGCCCAUCGCCCAGUACGGGCACCGCAUCCUGAAGACGCUGAAGGAGCACCAGGUGGUGGUGGUGGCAGGUGACACCGGCUGUGGCAAGUCCACGCAGGUGCCCCAGUACCUGCUGGCCGCUGGCUUCAGUCACGUGGCCUGCACCCAGCCCCGGAGGAUCGCCUGCAUCUCACUGGCCAAGCGCGUCGGCUUUGAGAGCCUCAGUCAGUAUGGCUCACAGGUUGGCUACCAGAUCCGCUUUGAGAGCACGCGUUCGGCGGCGACCAAGAUCGUGUUCCUGACUGUGGGGCUGCUCCUGCGGCAAAUCCAGCGGGAGCCCAGCCUGCCCCAGUACCAGGUCCUGAUCGUGGAUGAAGUCCAUGAGCGCCACCUCCACAACGACUUCCUCCUGGGCGUCCUCCGGCGCCUGCUGCCCAAGCGGCCUGACCUCAAGGUCAUCCUCAUGUCGGCCACCAUCAACAUCUCGCUCUUCUCCAGCUACUUCGGCAGCGCCCCUGUGGUGCAGGUGCCCGGCAGGCUCUUCCCCAUCACGGUUGUGUACCAGCCAAUCGAGGCCGAGCCGUCAGUGUCCAAGUCGGAGAAGCUGGACCCGCGGCCCUUCCUGAGGGUCCUGGAGGCCAUCGACAACAAGUACCCCCCCGAGGAGCGGGGCGACCUCCUCGUCUUCCUCAGCGGCAUGGCGGAGAUCAGCGCCAUGCUGGAGGCCGCCCAGCCCUACGCCAGCCACACCCAGCGCUGGGUGGUGCUGCCGCUGCACAGCGCCCUCUCUGUGGCCGACCAGGACAAGGUAUUUGACGUGGCCCCCCCUGGAGUCCGGAAAUGCAUCCUCUCCACCAACAUCGCCGAGACCUCAGUCACCAUCGACGGGAUCCGCUUUGUAGUCGAUUCCGGGAAGGUGAAGGAGAUGAGCUACGACCCCCAGGCCAAACUGCAGCGGCUGCAGGAGUUCUGGAUCAGCCAGGCCAGUGCCGAGCAGCGGAAGGGCCGGGCGGGCCGCACAGGCCCCGGCGUCUGCUUCCGCCUCUACGCUGAAUCCGACUACGAUGCCUUCGCCCCCUACGCUGUGCCGGAGAUUCGGAGGGUCGCCCUGGACGCGCUGGUCCUGCAGAUGAAGAGCAUGAGCGUGGGAGACCCCCGAACCUUCCCCUUCAUCGAGCCCCCCCCACCAGCCAGCCUGGAAACGGCCAUCCUCUACCUCCGGGACCAGGGGGCUCUGGACAGCUCCGAGGCCCUCACCCCUAUCGGGUCCCUGCUGGCCCAGCUGCCUGUGGACGUCGUGAUUGGGAAGAUGCUGAUCCUGGGCUCCAUGUUCCACCUGGCGGAGCCCGUGCUCACCAUCGCGGCCGCCCUCAGCGUCCAGUCGCCCUUCACGCGCAGCGCCCAGAACAACCCGGAAGGUGCGGCAGCGCGGCGGCCCCUGGAGAGUGACCUGGGCGACCCCUUCACGCUCUUCAAUGUCUUCAACACCUGGGUGCAGGUGAAAUCUGAACGGAGCAGAAACUCCCGGAAGUGGUGCCGCCGCCGGGGCAUAGAGGAGCAUAGGCUGUAUGAGAUGGCCAACCUGCGGCGCCAGUUCAAGGAGCUGUUGGAGGACCACGGGCUGCUGGCCGGGGCCCAGGCCGCGAAGCCGGGGGACAGCUACAGCCGGCUGCAGCAGCGCCGCGAGCGCCGGGAGCUGUACCAGCUGAAGCGCCAGCACGAGGAGGGAGGGGGGCGCAGGCGCAAGGUCCUGCGGCUGCAGGAGGAGGAGGAUGGCCGCUCCAGCGACGAGGACCAGGGCAAAGCCUCGCGGGCGGCCAGCGACCACGUGGACAUCCAGGAUGUGAAGUUUAAGCUGCGGCACAACCUGGAGCAGCUGCAGGCGGCCGCCAGCUCGGCCCAGGCGCUGACCCGGGACCAGAUGGCCCUGCUCAAGCUGGUGCUGGCCCGGGGCCUCUACCCGCAGCUCGCCAUCCCGGACCCGUUCAACAGCGGCCGCAAGGACUCGGAUCAGAUUUUCCACACCCAGGCCAAGCAGGGCACCGUGCUGCACCCCACCUGCGUCUUCGCCAGCAGCCCCGAGGUGCUGCACACGCAGGAGCCCGAGGCCGGGGGCGGCGAAGGGAGCCGAGAUGACAAGGACAAGAUGAGCAGCAAGCACCAGCUCCUCACCUUCGUCUCCCUGCUGGAGACCAACAAGCCGUACCUGGUGAACUGUGUCCGCAUCCCUGCUCUCCAGUCCCUCCUGCUGUUCAGUCGGUCCCUGGACACCAAUGGUGACUGCUCCCGCCUGGUGGCUGAUGGCUGGCUGGAGCUCCAGCUUGCAGACAGUGAAAGUGCAGUCCGGCUCCUGGCGGCCUCCCUGCGGCUCCGUGCCCGCUGGGAAAGUGCCCUGGACCGGCAGCUGGCCCAUCAGGCACGUCGGGGGCAGCCGGCGAAAGAAGAGGAAGAGGAGGAGGAGGAGGAGCCUCCAGUCAACCGCCAGGAGGUGGUGGCCCUGAGCAGGGAGCUGCUACAGUUCACAGCAGCCAAGGUCCCCUACGCUCUCCGGCGGCUCACGGGGCUUGAAGCCCAGAACCUCUACGUGGGACCCCAGACCAUCACCACUGCCCCCAGUCUCCCCAGCCUCUUUGGCAGCUCUCCCCCGUCCCCCCACCCCACCAAAGGGGGCUACGCAGUCACGGACUUCCUCACCUACAACUGCCUCACGAGCGACACAGAUCUGUACAGCGACUGUCUCCGCACCUUCUGGACCUGCCCCCACUGCGGCUUGCACAUGCCUCUCACGCCCCUGGAGCGCAUCGCCCACGAGAACACCUGCCCCGAGGCCCCGCCGGCCGGCCCCCCAGGGGCUGAGGAAGCCGCCCCCGAGCCCCAGCAGAAGACAUCUGCUCUGCAGAGACCUUACCACUGCGAGGCCUGUCAGAGAGACUUUCUGUUCACGCCCACGGAGGUGCUGCGGCACCGCAGGCAGCAUGUGUGAGCCCAGCCGGGCCGGGAGCCCAGGGCAGGGCCACGGACUCCACCCGAACCCCCAUCCUGCGCUCAGGACUACAGUCUGGAUGCCCCUGCUCCCCACACACACAGUGGGGCGGGGUAUGAAUAAAGUCUGACACGCUGA
This is a messenger RNA of Myotis daubentonii (Daubenton's bat), 4084 nucleotides long. RefSeq names its product DExH-box helicase 34 (gene DHX34). Gene Ontology annotation, molecular function: RNA binding; ATP binding; helicase activity. Gene Ontology annotation, cellular component: intracellular anatomical structure. The record is from RefSeq and is a predicted model, not a curated record. Lineage: Eukaryota; Metazoa; Chordata; Mammalia; Chiroptera; Vespertilionidae.